AUGUCUGGCAUCAACGCCGGUGACGACAAACUCAUUUUUGAGUCCUCGGAGGCCGUCUCCGUUGUUUCGACGUUCGAUGACCUUGGGUUGAAGGAGGACCUUCUGCGCGGUAUCUACGCGUACAACUUUGAAAAACCCUCCGCGAUCCAGCAGCGGGCCAUCCUUCCGAUCAUCCAGGGACGCGAUGUUAUUGCGCAAGCACAGUCGGGUACAGGAAAAACCGCGACGUUCUCAAUCUCCAUCCUCCAGUCCAUCGACGUGUCCAUUCGGGAGACCCAAGCGCUUGUGCUUUCCCCAACUCGCGAACUGGCCACGCAAAUCCAGUCAGUCGUGCUUGCGUUGGGCGACUACAUGAACGUCCAAUGCCACGCGUGCAUUGGAGGCACCUCAAUUGGUGAAGACAUCCGUAAGCUGGAUUACGGUCAACACGUCGUUUCCGGGACUCCUGGACGCGUCUUCGACAUGAUUCGCCGUCGCAGCCUCCGUACGCGGAACAUCAAGAUGUUGGUCCUGGAUGAAGCCGACGAACUUCUCAACAAGGGUUUCAAAGAUCAAAUCUACGACGUCUACCGGUACCUUCCUCCCGCAACUCAAGUCGUUCUCUUGAGUGCCACACUUCCAUACGACGUUCUGGAGAUGACAACAAAAUUCAUGACCGACCCAAUCCGCAUCCUCGUUCGUCGUGACGAGUUGACGCUCGAGGGUAUCAAGCAAUUCUUCGUGGCGGUGGAGAAAGAGGACUGGAAGUUCGACACCCUUUGCGACUUGUACGACACGUUGACGAUCACACAAGCCGUCAUUUUCUGUAACACGAGACGAAAGGUGGACUGGUUGACGGAGAAGAUGCGGAAUGCUAACUUCACAGUGUCUUCCAUGCAUGGUGAUAUGGCACAAAAGGAGCGUGACGCUAUCAUGGCAGAGUUCCGGAGCGGCACCUCCCGGGUUCUCAUCACCACAGACGUCUGGGCACGUGGAAUCGACGUUCAACAGGUCUCUCUUGUCAUCAAUUACGAUCUCCCCGCGAACCGCGAAAACUACAUCCACCGCAUCGGUCGAUCAGGUCGGUUCGGUCGAAAGGGUGUUGCUAUCAACUUCGUCACAGUUGAUGACGUUCGUAUCCUGCGUGAUAUCGAGCAAUACUACGGUACCCAGAUUGAUGAGAUGCCCGUCAACGCCGCAGAGCUUAUUUAG
Molecule: messenger RNA, 1191 nt
Organism: Epithele typhae
Lineage: Eukaryota; Fungi; Basidiomycota; Agaricomycetes; Polyporales; Epitheliaceae
Product: DEAD-domain-containing protein
Exons: 9
Coding region: 1-1191 (396 amino acids)
Cellular component (GO): nucleolus; catalytic step 2 spliceosome
Molecular function (GO): RNA helicase activity; ATP binding; mRNA binding
Source: RefSeq, a predicted model, not a curated record